This is a messenger RNA of Yamadazyma tenuis ATCC 10573, 1668 nucleotides long. RefSeq lists its product as uncharacterized. NCBI's taxonomy places the organism in Eukaryota, Fungi, Ascomycota, Pichiomycetes, Serinales, Debaryomycetaceae. Gene Ontology annotation, cellular component: membrane. Gene Ontology annotation, biological process: carbohydrate transport; transmembrane transport. The record is from RefSeq and is a predicted model, not a curated record. Gene Ontology annotation, molecular function: carbohydrate:proton symporter activity.
AUGUCGAAUAUUAAGUCUCAUAGUACUGUGUCUUCGACUGCCAAGAAUGAAGUAGAACUUCGAGUCGAUGCUGUGGACGACCUCAGACUCGACGCAUUGGAAGAACACAAGAUCUCUUUGAGGCAGAUCUUGAAAGCUCAUCCAGUCCCCAAGUUUUCUCCUGCAAGAAUCCGACUUUAUGUAACCAUCUGCUGUUUGUACUUGGUUGCUACAUGCUCCGGGUUUGAUGGCCUGUUAAUGACAAGUAUCAACACUUUAGACGAGUAUAAAGAAUGGUUCAACUUGCCGGAAUCUGCAAGUGGAACUGGUUUGAUUUUUCUGAUUUACACGAUUGGUUCAAUGGCAUCUACAUGCCUCGUGUGGCUUGGAGACUAUAUUGGCAGGGUUUAUACCAUUGGUAUUGGAUUGGUGAUUGUCGUUAUAGGCUCAAUUAUAUCUGCAACCACCGCAAAUCAUAAGGCGUUUAUCGCUGCUCGGUUUAUAUUGAGUUUUGGUGUCACACUUGCAACAACAAGUACCCCCGCUUACUUAUUGGAAGUUGUUCCAAGUGACAUGAAGACUCUUGCACUUUUCUACAACACCUUGUAUUUUGUGGGAAGUUUGAUCGCUACUUGGACUAUGUAUGGAACUGAGAUUCACUAUAAAGGAACUCAUAAAAGUUUCAGUAUUGCUUUGUGGUUGCAAAUCUUAUGUCCUUGUAUAAUUUUGAGCAUGCUCUGGUUAUUUCCUGAAAGCCCAAGAUAUCUUUACUCGAAGAAUAAAGUUGAGAAGAGUAAAGCUUUUGUGGUAAAGUAUCAUGCUGGUGGUGAUGAAAACCAUCCAAUUGUUGCAGCUGAGAUGAAGCAAAUUGCAGAGUCUUUUGCUCAGUCAGGAUUCUUGAAACCCAGAGACUAUCUUGACUUCACGGUUUUGAUCAGAACAAAAGCUCGUCAAAAGAGAACUCUUUUGGUGGUGAUCUGGUCUUGGUUUUCUCAAUUCAGUGGUAAUCAAGUCAUUACCUACUACAUGACAACCUUGCUUCUUAACUUGGGGGUUGAAAACGCUACCACUAGAUUACUUUUGACGGCUGUUAACUCGAUUGUUUGUCUCAUAUUUGCCAGUUUUGGAGUCUUUACUAUUGAGAGGUUUGGAAGAAGACCGAUCCUUCUAUAUGCCUGUGCCGGGUUUAUUCUUUGCUUCGCAGUGUUGGCAGGGACUACAAAAGCAUUUGAAGCAGACAACAACAACCACGUUGCAUCCAGAGUGGGAAUUGCCUUUAUCUACAUUUUCCAAGCAGUGUUUUUCGCCUUUGCCUUCACUCCUUUGCAACCAACUUAUCCAGCAGAAGUGUUCUCUAAUGAUAUGAGAGCAAGGGGAAUGGCAUUGUGGCACUUGGUUUCUAAUGCGGCUGGUACCGUGAACUUAUACACCGCCCCUAUUGCAAUGGCAAACAUCAAGUAUUGGUACUAUGUUUUUUUCUGCUUCUGGGAUGCCAUUGAACUAUUGGUUAUUUACUUUUUCUUUGUUGAGACCAGCCAAUUGAGUUUGGAGGAAAUCGAGUACAUUUUCACCCAGCCAAAUUCGGUGAAGGAGAGUAUUCGGUUGUCCAACGCUGCUCGUUCUGGUGACACAGAAGUAGUCAAAGAGCUUUUUGCUCACAUUGACCCUGUGACAAGCUUAGAUGCUUGA